Molecule: messenger RNA, 1038 nt
Organism: Oncorhynchus nerka (sockeye salmon)
Lineage: Eukaryota; Metazoa; Chordata; Actinopteri; Salmoniformes; Salmonidae
Product: CST complex subunit CTC1-like
Exons: 3
Coding region: 1-1038 (345 amino acids)
Biological process (GO): telomere maintenance via telomere lengthening; positive regulation of DNA replication
Cellular component (GO): CST complex
Molecular function (GO): telomeric repeat DNA binding; single-stranded DNA binding
Source: RefSeq, a predicted model, not a curated record
AUGUUCAGUCCUCCUCCCCUGAUGGAGCCGUGCUGUCUGUGGUGGCAGCAGUGUGUGUGUGUGGGAGGGAGUGUGUGUGUUUCGGGGCUGCGUGUGUGUGCACUGCAAGGCUGGUCUGGGAACAGGGUUCUGUGUGCAACGAGUCAGUCUUCUCUCACUUUGCUUCCUGACACACUGAUCCAGGACCUGUCUGAUCCACCCACAUUGGACAAGCACACCCCAGACCCAGACCCUGUGGGGUUAGAUCCACCGCUGUCUGACUGCAGUAGUACUGGGUGUCCUCUCCCAGAGAGACGGGGCGCUGGACCAGACCCUGUGGGGUUAGAUCCACCGCUGUCUGACUGCAGUAGUACUGGGUGUCCUCUCCCAGAGAGACGGGGCGCUGGACCAGACCCUGUGGGGUUAGAUCCACCGCUGUCUGACUGCAGUAGUACUGGGUGUCCUCUCCCAGAGAGACGGGGCGCUGGACCAGACCCUGUGGGGUUAGAUCCACCGCUGUCUGACUGCAGUAGUACUGGGUGUCCUCUCCCAGAGAGACGGGGCGCUGGACCAGACCCUGUGGGGUUAGAUCCACCGCUGUCUGACUGCAGUAGUACUGGGUGUCCUCUCCCAGAGAGACGGGGCGCUGGACCAGACCCAGACCCCUCUCCCAUCCUGAGGCCCAAACUCUCCAAGGCUAUCAGCUACAAGGGUGUGCUGACCAGUGUCCUGAGUGCGGCAGCGGGGCUCUAUGUGAUUGACGGGAAGGUGGGCCUGUGUUUGGCCUAUCAGCCACUGCAGAGGCGUGGCCUGCGUCCGGGGGCGGAGAUAGAACUCCAUGAUGUCCAUUUCCUGUACCGCCCCUCUCCUCACUUCCAUCCCUGCAUGCUCUGCGUGUGUCUACACUCCAGUCUGCGUGUCACUUCCUUCAGCCGCCUGGGGUCAGAGGUCGACCGCCCUAGCGACGCCCCGCUGCCGUGGCUACUGCUGGAGAGGAAUCUGGGCGUGUCUCAGUACCUGUGGCUCUGUCACUGCUGCAGAGCUCUAAGAGACAGGUAG